Messenger RNA from Humulus lupulus (European hop), 1335 nucleotides. RefSeq names its product transcription repressor OFP12-like. Gene Ontology annotation, biological process: negative regulation of DNA-templated transcription. The record is from RefSeq and is a predicted model, not a curated record. NCBI's taxonomy places the organism in Eukaryota, Viridiplantae, Streptophyta, Magnoliopsida, Rosales, Cannabaceae. The transcript has a single exon. Bases 323 to 1039 code for a protein of 238 amino acids.
UUAAUAUUAUAUUAGUAUUUGUAAAGUAGCACAACUAUUCUAAGCACCAACUACUGAACUAAAACAGACUAAAAAAGGCUAAUAAUUUCUUCCUGUGCUCUUCUUAAUGACACAGCUUUUCUUACAUACGAAAAAGAAAAGCAGUAAAGCCAAACUUUGCAUUCCUUUUCAUAUUUCUUACUCAUUUCAAGUCUCAAAACUCAAUUCAUUCACACAAAACCACCCUGCUUUCCCCACUUAAACAAGAACAAUAUUUUCUUAUUUUCCUGUUCUUGACUCUCUUUCUCUGUGUUUUUUUUCUUUCUUAAGGAGACCACCCACCAUGUCCACCAUAUUCUGGAAGAAAACCUUCCCACUUUGCUUCUCCAUUUCAAAAUGUCUCCCCACAACAACUCAGCCCCCACCACCUCCCUUCUCUGACGACCGAGACCACACUCAAACUACAUCAUCAUCAUCUUCGUCUUCUGUGCCUAUCAAAACCUUCAACUCAUCAGUUUAUGAUAUCUUCGCCGCCAGCUCCAACUCCGACGACUUCUUCUCCUCCUCAGAUGAGCUUUGCGACUCAGAAAUCUUACCACCGCCAGCGUUGGAUCUCGCCACUGUCUACGCUUCCCGGAGAUUCUUCUUCUCCUCUCCAGGCCAGUCGAACUCCAUAAUCGAGUCGACAACCCCAGAUCACGCCUCCAAACUACAACCACCACUGGCCAUCGCAGAAAGAAAAACUACGGCGACCCAAUUCGCCGGUGGAGUCGAAGUCCCAAAAUAUUCAGUUGACCCUUUUGUUGACUUCCGGCGUUCGAUGCAGGAAAUGAUGGAAGCUCGGGAUGUUUUGGUGGAUGGGAGAACCGACUUGGAGUACCUCCACGAGCUUCUCUUGUGCUUUCUCGCUUUGAAUCCUAACGAAACUCACAAGUUUAUCAUUAGUGCUUUCACUGAUAUAGUCGUUAAUCUCUUAUCGGCGCCGGACAAAAACCGCCGUCACCGCGAAAUUAAGAUCCGACGGCGGCGUAGUGGCUGUGUAAGGCGACUCAGCAUGUAAUGACAAUUAUUAUAUAUUUGUCUUUCAAUUAUUGAGAAAAAGAAGAUAAUAAAAUAGUAAACAAAAUAAGGAAGAAAAAAAACAUUAAUUAACUCAAAGUGUCUUCUCCUUGUUAUUAGUUUUUUCUUUCUUUCUUAUUUUUGUUUGUGGUGAUUAUGAGUUUAACAUGGAACAUUGGUUAAAAAAAGGUGGAUGCUUUUGAUAAUUACAAAACCAAGGGAAGCGUGGGAUAAGUUAAUGUGUCUAUCUCGAUGUUUGUUCAUAUUAAUAACAUUUCUCAUCUUUGUCGUUGUGUA